This is a messenger RNA of Hyposmocoma kahamanoa, 1147 nucleotides long. RefSeq lists its product as uncharacterized. Lineage: Eukaryota; Metazoa; Arthropoda; Insecta; Lepidoptera; Cosmopterigidae. The coding region runs from base 159 to 977 and encodes 272 amino acids. The record is from RefSeq and is a predicted model, not a curated record. The transcript has 3 exons.
GGUGGGAUGAAGAGUCGAACCCCGGCACUGCGAGCUUAUAACAGGAGGCUGCGCGAGCGCAGCGUUACUUUCCUCGUGCGUUUCGCCGCGGUUGCGACAGUGGCGCAGUGACAGUGAGAGUCAUGUUGUGACCCGAGACCGUCGCACGCUUCAUUAACAUGCAGUGGCUAUGGUUGACGUGUCUCCUGGUAGCGGUGUGCAGCGGCAGUGGAGAUAUUAAGGCUCCUGGACACGCAGGAAUAUCACAUUUCUGGACAGAUGACUACAAAGUGUUCGACCAAAUCUACGGAAAGACGUCCGAUAAGGAGAUCUUCGGAGUCACUGUUCCUCCUAGCAUCACCUACGGCAUAGACGCCACCAAACUCAACAAGGAGGCUUCUGAGAAGAAAGAGCGAUAUAUCAACCAUUACAUUCAUCAAGAUAUCGACGAUGAUGCGUACGAUUUCGGCAACAAAUAUACAGAGCUGCUCAAGAAACAGCAAGCCGUUAAGAACGUCAAAAAAGCAAAACCGAAAUCUCCGUUUAACUUCAUCGGCACAGAUUUCAAACCUAUAACGCAGAACAACGAUCCUUACACGUACACCUAUCUUAAACAUUUGGAACAAUUGCAAAAGUAUAAGGAAGUCCCAGAAUUAAAAGUUGGUGGAUUUAAACCUUAUAUAAAUUACGCUGAAGCCAAUCCUGAAGACACGGAUGCGUAUAAGAGUAUUCAGGAUAUUCUCGAUGCUCACGAAGCCAACAAAGGCAAGACUAAAGAUAACCGGGACACUGACGAACAAGUAAAGUACCUUACUUAUGGAGGACCCAAGACAACGAGGAGCAAAAAGCCCAAGCCGCGAGCACCACCUCCGCCCCCACCUCUGAAGACUAAGUUACAAUGUUCUUAUGGAAGGUGUAGAAAGCGAGCGGUAAACACCUACAGAGUCUUGACAAGACCUAUUGUAAGGAAAAUUAAGCACAAGAUCAUAACUUACUAAUAAAUGCAACAAUUUUUUGUAUCAGUAUUAAACACGAGAAUAGUUGGAUAUUGUGCAAUAUGUAUUAUUGUGUAAGCAUGAUUUCAUCAAAGAAGUGUUAGGUUAGACCUGAUUUUUUAAGCUGAAUAGUUAUAUAGAUUUACAAAUGCCAGUUGUUAUUUAUUUUAUUU